AUGGCUGCUAGAAACUCUUAUUUCAGAGGAAGAGCUUUCAUGUCCUGUGUGCUUCCUAGAGAGCAGGAGUCAGAGAUCUUCAGGGAUAAACUCAAGUCUGCUUUGGAGCCUCUACAGAAGAAUCUGAGAGUCUUAGAGGAAGCUAAACGAGACUAUGACCAAACAGCCGCCCACAUUAAGACACAGGCCCAGCACACAGAGAGGCAGAUAAAGGAGGAGUUUGAGAAGCUUCACCAGUUUCUAAGAGAUGAAGAAGCAGCAAGGAUAGCUGCACUGAAGGAGGAAGAGGAGCAGAAGAGUCAGAUGAUGAGGAGGAAGAUUGAGGAGAUGAAUGGAGAAAUAUCAGCUCUUUCAGACACAAUCAGGAACAUAGAGAUGGAGAAGGAGAUGGAGGCUGAGGAGGUUCUGUUCUUGCAGGUAGAAUGA
Pygocentrus nattereri (red-bellied piranha) is the source of this 426-nucleotide messenger RNA. Its product is annotated as tripartite motif-containing protein 35-like. The transcript has 4 exons. Lineage: Eukaryota; Metazoa; Chordata; Actinopteri; Characiformes; Serrasalmidae. The coding region runs from base 1 to 426 and encodes 141 amino acids. The record is from RefSeq and is a predicted model, not a curated record.